Messenger RNA from Salarias fasciatus (jewelled blenny), 2826 nucleotides. It is a transcript of the gene vegfab, whose product is annotated as vascular endothelial growth factor Ab. Gene Ontology annotation, molecular function: chemoattractant activity; growth factor activity; heparin binding. Lineage: Eukaryota; Metazoa; Chordata; Actinopteri; Blenniiformes; Blenniidae. The record is from RefSeq and is a predicted model, not a curated record. The transcript is spliced from 8 exons. Gene Ontology annotation, biological process: positive regulation of mast cell chemotaxis; sprouting angiogenesis; positive regulation of endothelial cell proliferation. Gene Ontology annotation, cellular component: membrane. The coding region runs from base 792 to 1433 and encodes 213 amino acids.
AGACUUGCUCUCCUGAACGCACUUCAGAGGUGCGCUGGUAUAUCGGCCCACUCAAGACACACCUACCCUGCUGUCUACCAAUUGGUUGUCCACCAAUCAUCCACGUCUCCGGACCGAGGCUGCCAGUCCGCCACCCGCGCGCACCGAGCCACAGCACGGAGACACCGACAGACCGAGGAGGACGCGGAGAGCUGACCUGCUUUAGUGCGCAGCGGUGACAUCGGCAGAAAACAGCACAAAGUUUCCUGGGACGAUCAUCUGUCAGCGCGUUUCUGUUUUUUUUUUUUCUCUCUCUCUCUCUUUCUCCCCCUCCUCCCUCUUUCUUUUUUCACUGAACGUCAUCCCGGUCAAGUUGCACAUAGGAGCAGGGUGCAAGUUUCAAAUGGACAGACACUUGGAGACGACUGGCUCAACAGGCAUGGGAUUACUGUAAUGUGGAUUGCUAUUCCCUUGCAAGAAAAUAAUAAAGGUCCGCUGCGGAACAAUGUGAGACGUUGUGCAUCUUGGAUCCUCGUGUUUCUGGAUAUCUUAAAAAUAAUUGGCAACAGUUGAGAAGGAAGUUAAUCCACACAGGAUUGUAUGCUCCAACCUUGGGACCAGCAUGGAUUUGCCGUUACAACCCCCGGCCCCUCACUCCCACAAGUUUUAGCCGGUCCACUUGUUUGUUUGUUUUUUUGCUUUUAUUUUAUUUUAUUUUUUAUCCUGUUAAACUUCAUGUUUGAGAACAAAUCGCCACAUUGGCUGAUUGAAUUUUAAAACGUCGCCUGUCUUUGGAUUAGACUCCCAACAACAUGAACAUUAUUGACAGUUUGACACUAUUAUUUUUGACGCUGUCAGCUGUCAAGAGUGCCCACAUACCUAAGGAAACAGAAAGAGGUCCACAUGACGUGAUCCCUUUAAUGGAGGUCUACAACAAGAGUUUGUGUAAGCCUCGAGAGCUGCUGGUGGAGAUCCUACAGGAGUAUCCGGAGGAGGUGGAACACAUCUUCAUCCCGUCCUGCGUGGUGCUGACGCGCUGCGCCGGCUGCUGCAAUGACGAGAUGCUGCAGUGCAUGCCCACGUCCAGCUAUAACAUCACAAUGGAGAUUAAAAGAAUAAAACCCCAAAGGCAACAGAAUGACAUUUUCAUGAGCUUUACAGAACACAGCGCAUGCGAGUGUAGGUUAAAGAAAGAAGUGAGAGAACAGAAAGAAAAAAAAUCCAGGAAAGGCAAGGGUAAAGGCCAAAAGAGAAAGAGAAAGAAAAACCGUGACAAAACAAUUCACGAUGCUGUUUGUGAGCCAUGUUGUGAUCACUGCUCAGAGAGGAGAAAGCGUUUGUUUGUACAGGACCCCGCGACCUGCCGGUGCUCCUGCAAACACACGGACGAAUACUGUAAAGAACGCCAGCUAGAGCUCAACGAAAGGACCUGCAAAUGUGACAAGCCAAGAUGAGAGAGGCGGGCGCACCAGAUGUACAAGAUGAAGGAAUAUUCUAAAGAUAUUUCACAGCACAGCACUUUGACCUUUGAACCGUAAGCUCUUCUUCUCUGUGGAAAGCAUUCCCCUCGGACUGACUGAGAGAGAACAAAAAAAAGAAAAGACUGAAGUUUCCUCCCACUGUAUAUCUGUGUGUAUAUAGACCAUGACAAAAGAAAAAAGAAAAGAAAAAAGAGUACAGAGUUGUUAUGCUGCUACAGAUACAAAUAACUAAACCCAUCAUUUGACUAAAAGCAAAAUAGCCGCCAUGUGGUUUUGCAUUUCUAACAGGCUUGCAAUGCAGGUGUAGUCUUAUUGUCGAUAUAUGUAUGCAAUUACUUCACUGGAUACGAGUCUACUGUGGUUGUGUGUCAAUCAUAACAUGCAAAACCUCUCAAAUCUGAGCUAUAUUUAACUGCUAAACGAGCGGGCGAGCCCGAAGAGGACGUGGGCGUACUCUCCUUUCAAAAACAAUGAUGGAUGAACUGUUUCUGGGCGAGGACGGCAGGACGACGGGGACAGCCGGCGGACGUUUGGAGUCCGCCGCCACCCGGCGACGUCGUCUCCUUUCCUUCUGAGGACAUUUUCGGGACGGACGUGGACUCUCUCUCCGUGCCGUGACCGCGAUCAGAGGAAGCUCUGGAGUGCCAUAUUACUUUUAAAGGGAUACUGGUCAUCAAUAUAGCCAAUAUACCCGUAUUUAAUUCGGUCUAUUUAUGUAUGCAGUGUUAUGUACCUGUGGCUGUCCUGUUAGUCCCCUGAUGUGUAAGGUCACUGAUGGCUACUCUCAGCAUGGAGCCUCUCUGUGCUUUUCUAUGAAACAAAGAAAGAAAAAAAAAAAGAAAAACUAUCUAAUUUGUUAACAUUCCCUAAAUGGAUCAUUUGUACUGAUGUACUGAUGACAUCUCUUUUUUUUUUUUUUUUUUGUUAACCCCUCUUAUCUAAGGGUGUGGGUGCUGUGUAGAACUUUUAACUCAUGUGCGUCUGUACGUGUGCGCGUCCGUGUGUGUGUGCGUGUGUGUCUAUGUGUUUUCACCCACUUCUGCCGAUGUGCACAUCCGCGUGUGGGUGUUAGGCUGUAUUUAAGUAUUUAAAUAAGUAGCGGACCUGUGUUUUGUCCGUCGUGCAAAAUGCAAAUACGAAUAAACUACUGCUAGCGGCUCAGCGUACACGACCACAUCACCACCACCAUCACCACUUUAAAAUUCGGAUAACGAUCUGCGAUGUUUCCGCCAUCAGUCUUAGAACCCUUUUCAUUAGUUGGCUUUGUCUCUUCCUCAUUAUUAACAUGUUUUCUGUGUCUAUGUAAAAACAGUAAUGCAUAUUUAUUUUCAAAUCAUAUUGAUUUUAUAUAAAAUAAGAAAAAGUU